Molecule: messenger RNA, 442 nt
Organism: Tachyglossus aculeatus (Australian echidna)
Lineage: Eukaryota; Metazoa; Chordata; Mammalia; Monotremata; Tachyglossidae
Gene: FAM25A
Product: family with sequence similarity 25 member A
Exons: 4
Coding region: 126-386 (86 amino acids)
Source: RefSeq, a predicted model, not a curated record
AUCCCCAUCAACAGCGGGGCAGAUGUCUCCGGAGGAUGGGUGUUCAUUUCGAUGUUCCUCAAGCGGCCGUGCAGUUCAUUAAGAGAUCUUGAAGACGCGAGCGUUCAGAGCUGCCAGAAACAACCAUGCUGGGAGGAGUAGGAAAGCUUGCCGCCGAGGGCCUGGCUCACCGUGCUGAGAAGGCCACAGGGGAUGUAGUCAACGCUGCGGGAGAGGUGGUGAAGGAGGUGGUGGAUAAUGCCAAGGAGGCUGGUGAGAAAGUCAUUUCGGAAGUCGUCAAGGCUGCCCAACAGGCCGGUGACAAAGUCGUGAAGGAAGUGACCGACAAAGUUGCCACCACUGUGACCAACGCGGCUGCGGGCAUUGGCAAGCUGGGAGGACAGUAAGCAGUUCCGCUGUCCCCUUGCAGGCUUCAGAGCAAUAAAAUAAAAAUAAUCAAUGU